CUCCGCUGCCUCCCGGCCCUGUCAGGGCUCCCGGGGGCCCAGGCCCCCAGAUCUGAGGAGCCUCACGGGAGCAGAGGGCUCUAGCCAGGAGGUAACCAAGGAUGCUUGGAGUGAGAUUGCCAAAACUUUCCUGGGGCCAGGGUGCUCCUGGCAACGGUGUUGUGCUGCCUGUCGCCUUGGCUCCCUGCUUCCCAUGCUCCUCCGCGCCUGGCCGUCGGCUCGGAGGCACCGGGAAAAUCCCUCCCGACAUGGCCUUCGAUCUGGAGGAGUAUCUGCGGACAGCUUUCCGGGACAACCUCCGGCUCCAGAAGGUGCCGGCGUGGGACACGGCGGCGCUGCUGCCUCCCACCCGCCUGCUGCUGAAGAGGCGCGAGGUGGCCGAGGUGGAGCGGGACCUGCGGGCGCAGCGGGAGGCGUUCCGGCGGAGGAUGGCGAGCCUGGAGCAGCGGCGGCGGGAGCUGGGCCGCAGGGAGGAGCAGCUCCGCGAGGAGGUCUGCAAAUUCGACGCCUUCCUCAAGGCCUCGGCGGCCAGGCGGGAGCGGGCGCUGCGCCAGGCGAGCCAGGAGCGGGGGCGGGCGGCGCAGCGGGACGCCGAGGCCGCCCGCCUGCGCCGGGAGCUGGAGCGGCUGCUGCGGCGGAGGCAGCGCCUGGGCCGGCGCCUGCGGAGCCACCGCGUCUUCGGCGACUACCUGCAGAGCGUGCUGGCGCGGGCGGCGCAGUUCCAGGACGUGCCGGCCAUGGUGGCCCGUUUCCGGGCGCUGGAGGACGCCCGGGCGGCCCUGGCGCGCCAGGCGGAGGCCGGGCAGGAGCAGCUGGCCGCGGAGCAGGCCCGGCUCCGGCGCUACCGCGAGGAGGCUGGCAGCGAGCUGCUGCGGAGGAGCAACCAGCUGGCCCAGCUGCGGGCCCGCCUGGAGGCCGCCCGCCGCGAGGUGCACCAGCUGGAGUCCCACUGGACGCACAUCCAGACCACGGCCGCCCAGAAGACCCUGCUGCUGGGGCAGAUCCGGAUGGCGGUGCUCAACCUCUUCCAGCUGGUCACCAAGCAGCUCAAGGUUCCGGCAGAUGUGGCACUGGAGGACACCGAGGCCCAACUGGACACGGUGCUGCUCUGCAUGCAGGAUCUGGCUGCCAUCCGUGCUGAGCUGUGCCCAGGGGAGCCCACUGCCGCCAGCAAGUGCCCGCCACCACCUCUGGUGCCUCCAAGCCAGGAAUAAACCCCCUGCUCAGAAAACAGCCGCCCGCCCAGGGGCUGGGCAGAGGCUGUCUUGGUUGGCACUGGGCCCAAUAGGUGAUCCUGGCCAAGAUCUCCAGUGAACGCCUGUGGACUGAAGUUGCUCCCCAUCUCCAACACACCUGGGAACCCUUCCAUGCUGACAGGCGAUGCAGAUGGCAGGGAGACAGGUGGCUGUGGAGCAACAGGACGGCACCGAUUUGAGUUAGGGGCCUGUGAGGAGGAGAGCACCCCAGGGCUGGCCCCGGGGCAGGCGCUGCAGAGGCAGCCCGACUUGGAGCUGGGAGCAGGAACAGGGAGCUGCCACUCAUAUUCAUGCUGUUGGUAUUGCCUAAUGCUGUCUCCUGUCAAAAUAUAACCUAGCUGCUGGGCUAGGAGCA
Molecule: messenger RNA, 1611 nt
Organism: Rhea pennata
Lineage: Eukaryota; Metazoa; Chordata; Aves; Rheiformes; Rheidae
Gene: CFAP73
Product: cilia and flagella associated protein 73
Exons: 7
Coding region: 102-1214 (370 amino acids)
Biological process (GO): spermatid development
Source: RefSeq, a predicted model, not a curated record